UCAGUAUGAAGUCAGUAAAUAAAUAUCAACGCUUGCUUCACCACGCCAAAAUGUUCAUUAGCAAAAAAUUGUUGAAAUGAAGCGAAUAAUAUUUGUUCUGUGUUUGCUAUUGUUGUAUUUGUCCGCGUAUGAGGCAAAAGACUUCGUUGACGGUACGAGAAUUAAUAAUUUACUGAUAUCGACGGAGAAAGUUGUUUACAGUGGGAUACCGCUAUUUAAAAGAGACAAGGAUUAUACUUAUGUUGAUCCGAAACAAAGAAUUAUUAAGGGAAUCAUCGCACGUGAUCUGUCUCGAACGAAAGCAGAAGUUACAGUGAAGGAAGGAGGCGUAGGCUCAACCUCUGUCACACUACACUUCCAGAGCGAACGCGGGGAAGGUCUUAACUAUCUCGUACUCAUAUUUAGUCAAAACAAAUAAACUGAAAAAUAAUUACAAUCAAUGCUUAUUUAGUACAUGUAUAACAUAUGUGAUUAUUAUGUUUUCUCUCAUCUAUUGCACAGUGUAAUCUAAUUAUACAGAUAAAUAAUGUCAUAA
This is a messenger RNA of Galleria mellonella (greater wax moth), 535 nucleotides long. RefSeq lists its product as uncharacterized. The coding region runs from base 77 to 418 and encodes 113 amino acids. The record is from RefSeq and is a predicted model, not a curated record. The transcript has 2 exons. Lineage: Eukaryota; Metazoa; Arthropoda; Insecta; Lepidoptera; Pyralidae.